AAAAACAACGAUCGUUGUCAAAAACAAGAAAAUCCGUCGCCAAAAAUGAUAAAACGCCAUUUUGCAUGUGCCGGAUACAUUUUUGUUUGAAGAAUAAUGUUAUCGUUGGUGGAAAAACAGUGAAUCUGUAAAGAAACAGGAAGAAAAGUUAAAAUACGAGUACAUUAUGGUCUAACCGGUAGGACUGCGUUGGGUUUGAUAGAGAUCCUGCGGUAUACGCCGUACAAAGUGCUCCUGGAGCCGUAGAUAAGAAAAAUUGGAGCUUACGAGGAUUUUUCAUUUCUACGAGUGAAAGUGUUCGGGAAAAAGGAAUAUCAGUGAAACUGUGAAGAAUCGACCGAUAUCAAGAUGAUGUUUACGAGUGGAUAUCGUGGCAGUCAUAAGGGCACAAACCAACAGCAGGAUACUCGCUUCAGCGACAAGGAGAAAAAGCUGCUGAAACAAAUGAAGUUCGGAGAUAAUCUGAACAAACGUGUGGACAUGUCCAAGGUCAAGUUGGAUGUGCUGCGUCCAUGGAUCAGCAAAAAAAUCACCGACAUGCUCAACAUAGAAGACGACGUCAUUGUAGAAUUUGUCUACAAUCAGCUAGAGGAAGAAAAGUACCCAUGUCCGAAAAAGAUGCAAAUCAACAUGACCGGAUUUUUGAAUGGAAAAAAUGCUCGGGUGUUCAUGGAAGAUCUUUGGACAUUGCUAUUGUCUGCCCAGGAAUCAGACUCUGGGAUUCCAGCAGAAUUCAUAGAGCAGAAAAAAGAUGAAAUAAUGAAGAGGGAAGAGGAUUCCAAGCAUUUGGAUGACUCGCGAUCUCGAAGGUCUCGCAGUAGGGGAGGCAGUCGGGAUAGAGACGAUCACAAAAGAUCGAAGAAAGAGGUUCGCCCCAUGUACAAGCCAGAACCGGAAUACAUGGAUGAAGAAGAAAAAAUGAUUGAGGAUUUCAUAGAAGCCGAUGUUCCUAUUUCCAAAGAGAAAGAACCGAAAAAAGUGACGGAAGAAGUAAAGGUUCCUGUUGUGAAAAAUCCAUCACCGGAACGAAAUGCAAAGAGCUCACCGGAAAAAUCUAAAGAAACUCACAAACCGGAAAACUCAAUCGAUAAAGGUCGACGCAAGUCUCGUGAUCGUUCGCGCUCCCGUGAUCGACGUCGAUCUCGCGAUCGGCGCUCAUCGAGAGACCGAAAAUCGUCUCGCGAUCGGAAAUCGUCGCGAGACAGACGUCGAUCGCGUUCGGCACGACGCUCAUCGGAUCGCAACAAGAAGCGCAGCCGCUCGCCGAGGGACAAGCGAGAACGCGAAGGACGCACCCGAGACGAUCGUAAGCGUUCGCGGAGCACAUCUCGUGCCAAAAAACCCUCGGUUAACGAGAAAUCUGUUGACAAUGGCGCAAUUUCGAAACUUCAAUCAAAGUUAAUGAACAUGGCUGAGGGAAAAAAGGUUUCUCCGGUAGCCAAACGUCGAAGCCGUACACGUUCAACGUCCAGAUCCAGGUCUAGGUCUCGCUCCGUCAGCAAGAAGAAGAGUGUAAGCCGUUCCCGUUCAAGGUCUAGAUCCAGGUCAAAGUCUAAUAGACCUAAAAAGGGUAGGAAGUCGCGUUCUCGUUCACGUCGUUCCCACAGCUCGGAUUCAUCUCGCUCAUCUUCUAGCAGUCGCAGUGGGGAUAGAAAGAAGAAAUCAGGAGGUGGUGCCAAGAAACGCAACGGUAAAAGCAGGAGCCGUAGCCGAAGAAGCAGUCGUAGCCGUAGCCGUCGUGAUACAUCACGUUCGCGAUCAAGGUCGCGUAGCAGCCGUUCGUCUUCACGUCCUACCAAGAAGGAUGAUUUUGAGAUACAGAAGAAGGAAAACAGCAUCCAAAAAAAGCGUCACUACCGAUCGAAUAAGGAUUCAUCCGCAUCGGAUUCAGACCGCGGUGGUCGUGGUUCAAACAGAAAAGGAGAGCGUGUUGGAAGAGAUCGUCGAUCCCGUUCUCGUGGCAGACGCGAUGGUUCGCGGAACCGAAAAGAUCGGUCACGAUCUCGGCAUCGCUCAAGGUCUCGUAACAGAUCCCGUUCGAGGAAUCGAUCCCGCUCACCAAGACGCUGGUCUCGAUCACCAAGAGGAGGGAGACGAAACGAAGGACGAAAUAAUCGCGGUAAAUAUAGCGGCAGCGGAGCUGGAAGCGUUAGUCGUAAUGCCAGCGGAAACGAUAGCGGUGCCAGUCGCCGCCGUUCACCCACCCGCGGAGGUCGUGGCGCCGGCGGUGGUGGCGGGAGUAAUAGUAGUGGGAACUUCGCACCGUCAAGGCGUGGUGAGAGCUCACCGUCGCGUGACUACAACCACGGGAAUAGACGCUCUUCAAGAGAGCGCCAAGGUAAUCAAUGGCGUCGAUCCGACGAACAACCUGCUACUGCGAGGGCACCUAUGGGCCCGCCGGCGUCUAGAUUCGAUGAUAGACGAGGUAGCAAUACUCGUCCUAAUACUGCUAAUAGCAACAGUAACAGUAAUAGGGAUAAUAGCCGUGAACAGUCUGAUGUUAGGCGAAGACCAGUCGAGAACCGUGGUAAUUGGGAUAAUGAUAGAAAAGGAUCGUUGAACAUGAGUGAGGAAGAUAUGACCUUAGACGUAGGUGAGUUCUGGGAUGACGGUGGAAGUGCACCAAUCUUGUCCGAAAUUAAACCUACGAAGGAAAAGAAACCUGUUGUUGAAGUUGAAGAGAGUAGAAAAUCGUCGAAAAAGCAUGAAGCGCCAAGACGGGUUGAACCACCUAAGAAGGAAGUAAUCAAAGCUGAAGAGAAGAAACCUAUUAUUAAAGCCAGAUAUAGUAGAAGCUUAUCGCGAACUCCUUCGCCAUUCCUGAAACCUCAUGAACGAGCAGCUGUAGCAACCACCAACAUUGGAAAUGUUCCGAAUAGCGUCACUAUUGUUGCUAACGUUGCCACACAGAAAGAGGAUAAACCUGCGUCAAAACCAGCAAUGCCAUCUAAGGCCAAGGUUAAAGCUAGCAGCAACAAAAAAGAUUCUAGCGAUAGCGAAACCACUGACAGCAGCAGUGAAUCCGAAGAAGAAGAAAAAACCUCACGAAAGAAAAAGAUAAAAAAGAAGCAAUCUAAAAAACGUAGACGUUCGUCAUCUUCCAGUGAGGAUGAUUCUUCCGACGAGAGUGACAAAGAUGAAGAGCCACCAAAGAAACCUACCAAACAGGAUUUGGCAGCAGCAGCUCUCCAAGAAGAACGUCGGAAGAAUGCUUUGAAACUAGAAAAGGAGAAAGAAGCGGCAGCGGCGGCAGCUGCUGCAGCAGCCGCGGCCGCUGCCGCAAAUGCGGCUGCUGCUGCUGCCGCAGCAAAAGCCAGAGAAGAAAACAAUAAGCGUAAAAGAACGAUAAGCUCGGAAUCCAAGAACACUGAAGAGAAAAAAGUAAUACCGAAAGAAAGUAAAGCAAAGAAAAUAGAGAAAGCUCCUUCCUCAUCAUCGAGUGAUUCGGAAACUGAACGAUCGAAGAAGAAACGACGUAAAGACAAGAAAAAACGGGAUGCUUCAGACGGUAGCUCAUCGGACUCCGAUAGUGUAAAGAAGAAAAAGCAUAAGAAACACAAGAAACAUGCGAAAAAGCAUAAGAAGCACAAGAAACAUAAGAAGAGCAAGGGCAAGCAACGUGAUAGUAGUUCCUCCUCGGAUGAUGAUGAUGACGAUCUACGUGGCGGAGGACCCAUCAUAAAUGAUGAUUUAGAAAAACAGUUACGGGAGAGAGCUCUCAAAUCAAUGAAAAAACAACAGAGCAAUUCAGAUUGAGACACUUAUUAAUGGAAACAUGUUUUAUCGCAUUAAGGAAAAAUUUUACGUUUAAUUUGCGUAAAUUUUAGGAUACAAAACAAUAUUGUAAUUGUUUCAUAAGUCCCUACUAUAUUAAGUUGAGUGAACUGCCCCUCAAAUCACAUAAUUGUAAUAUCAAUUAAAAACAAAUAAUGCUAAUAAUUUUAUCGCAUUUUUUCCAAUAUCCGAUUGAGUAUAAUUCAUUUCACCAUUGACAAAAUAAGUAUCUCAUUAGAUAUUUAUCACGUUCUUGUUAAUUUGGUUUCAUUUUUCUUUUUUUAAAUUAAAUGUGCGUAAUUACCUGUGUAUUUAAUACUGAUUUGGCAUAUUUGUAAAACAACAUAAAAUAUUACUGAUUCAGCUUACUGUUGGAGUAAACUAUCUAGAAUCUGUAUUAGUCAUCAAGUAAAAAAAAAACUACUGCAUAAAUUUAUUGUAUUGCAGAUCACAAGCGUUAUGAAGCAUAUUGAGAAGUCCUAUAAAUAAAAGUGCAGAAGAAACAUA
Messenger RNA from Armigeres subalbatus, 4281 nucleotides. It is a transcript of the gene Srrm1, whose product is annotated as serine/arginine repetitive matrix protein 1. The record is from RefSeq and is a predicted model, not a curated record. Gene Ontology annotation, biological process: regulation of mRNA splicing, via spliceosome; mRNA processing. Bases 349 to 3756 code for a protein of 1135 amino acids. The transcript is spliced from 7 exons. Gene Ontology annotation, cellular component: spliceosomal complex. Gene Ontology annotation, molecular function: RNA binding. Lineage: Eukaryota; Metazoa; Arthropoda; Insecta; Diptera; Culicidae.